AUGAACAUCUCGCAGAGCAGCAGCAGCGGCAGCAUAGCCAGUCGGAAAAAGCCACCGAAAAUCUCGAUGCCAAAGGCAUCCGAGGCGCCGACGCUGGACCUGGAUGAUAAAUGCACAAUAAAAGUCGACGAAAACUCACCAGAAGUGGAGAUCCGGGCCACAGACCUCGUCAGAUUAGGGGAGCUGGGUCGAGGGGGAUAUGGAUUUGUCGAAAAAAUGCAGCAUCGACCCUCCGGGCUGGUGAUGGCGGUGAAGAGGGUACAAUCCUCCAUCAACGACGAGUCCCAAAAACGGACGAUCAUCGAGCUGCAGACGUGCAUGAAGAGUGAUUGCUGUCCACAGAUGGUCCGCUUCUACGGGGCGAUGUUCCGUGAAGGGGAUGUGUGGAUGUGCAUGGAGGUCAUGGACACUUCUCUCGACAAGUUCUACAAGAAAGUUUUUGCUUCCGGGUCAAGAAUACCAGAGCUGUUUGUUGCGAAAGCGAUUUUAUCGAUCGUCGAAGGCCUCAACUUCAUGAAGGAACAAAUGAACCUCAUCCACCGCGACGUCAAACCCUCCAACAUCCUCCUUAACCGAGCCGGCCAAGUCAAGAUUUGCGAUUUUGGCAUCUCGGGGCACUUGACGAAUUCAGUAGCAAAAACGGUAAACGCCGGUUGCAAGCCGUAUAUGCCGCCGGAGCGGAUAGACGGUGACAACAAGGUCGCGUACGACGUGAGAGCCGAUGUUUGGAGCCUUGGCAUUACGAUAAUCGAAAUCUUCUCCGGCACCCACCCUUACGGUCGCUGGAAGACCCCAUUCGAACAGCUCAAACAAGUCGUCCAAGAGCCAGCCCCAAAACUCCCCAUGGACUUCUCACCCAGCAAGGAGAUGUUCAACUUUGUUGAGAAGUGCCUGAUGAAAGACUUCAACCUGCGGCCAAAGUAUCCUGAACUGCUCGCGCAUCCGUUUAUGGAAAUUGCCAGAAAUGAGAAGGGGUUCAGCAUGUCGGCGUAUAUUCAGCCGUUCCUCGACGACCAAGACGGAGUAGAUGACGCAGCAUCAGCCCUCGCCGGUGUUCAGCUGCAACGA
This is a messenger RNA of Mesorhabditis spiculigera, 1068 nucleotides long. Lineage: Eukaryota; Metazoa; Nematoda; Chromadorea; Rhabditida; Rhabditidae. The record is from the annotation of a GenBank genome assembly.